AUGGAGUACCGGUGGGUUUCCCUUGAUAUCUCUCUCUUGCUGUGCAGUGCACUGCAGGUUUGCGCUCAGAUACGAUAUUCUGUUCCAGAGGAGGUGAAAGUGAAUUCAUUUGUUGGGAAUGUUGCAAAGGACUUGGGACUCGAUGUCAGCACGUUGGCAGCAAGACGAUUUCGUCUCGUGUCUGGGUCUAAAGAAGCUCUCUUUGGUGUAAAUGGGAAUGGGAUAUUGUUUGUUAAUAAAAAUAUUGACCGAGAGGAGCGCUGUGAUGGUAGCGGUCCCUGUAUGAUCAAUCUAAAAAUCGCUGUUGAAAAUCCUCUUGAAAUUCAUUACGUGGGGAUAGAGAUAACAGACGUAAAUGAUCAUUCUCCCAGUUUUUUAGACAAAGACGUUAACAUCGAGGUAGCUGAAAACAAACUCCCAGGUGCUCGCUUUGAACUGCACGCUGCACGGGAUCUAGACGCUGGAAUUAAUUCUGUUAGACGGUAUAAAUUAAAUGAAAAUGAACAUUUUAACGUAGAGCUUCGUGAUAAUGGGGAUGAGGACAAAAUUCCGGUUUUGGUAUUAAAAAAAGCUUUGGACCGGGAACAGAAUAUCAAGCAUUCAUUGUUUUUGACUGCAUUAGAUGGAGGAAAUCCGCCUAAAUCAGGGACUCUGAACGUGACUGUUACAGUACUAGACACGAAUGAUAACCAGCCAGUUUGCAGUCAAGAUGCAUACUCUGUGAUUCUACAGGAGAAUUCUGAAAUAGGUAAGAUCGUUGUUAAAAUCAGUGCAUCAGAUGCAGAUGAUGGAGCCAAUGGCGAAGUUGAAUACAGCUUAGGGAGGAAUGUCAAGAAAGGAGUACAGGAGCUUUUCCAUUUGGAUAGUGUCACAGGGGUGCUUCGAGUUAAAGGUAAAAUAGACUAUGAAGAGAACGAAGUAUUCAGGUUGAACGUACAGGCGUCUGAUAAAGGGCAGCCACCAUUAAGUGUUGACUGCAGGGUUAUUAUAAAAGUUGAAGACGUGAACGAUAAUAAACCGGAAAUUGACGUGACAUCACUUUCCAAUACAGUGGUGGAAAACGCAAAACCAGGAACCGUCAUUUCACUAAUUAGUUUGACAGAUAGAGAUUCUGGAAACAACGGUAAAGUAGUUUGCAGAAUUUCUGAAAACUCCCCAUUUGAGCUCAAACCUUCUUUUCAAGAAAACGUAUAUUCAAUCGUUACAAAGGGUCGCUUGGAUAGAGAAUUUUUGUCUCAUUUUAACAUUUCAAUCACAGCUACAGACUGCGGCCAGCCUCCUUUAUCCACCACCAAAACGCUCAGUGUUGAGAUUGCAGAUGUGAAUGAUAACAGUCCAGUAUUCUCUCAAAAUCCUCUUGCGCUGUACAUGUUUGAAAACAAUGUUCCAGGUGAAUUGAUAUUAUCUGUAAGUGCUUCCGAUAAAGAUUUGGGUGAAAAUGCUGUUGUAACGUAUCAUCUAGUCAGAGGUCAUGAGGCGCAUAGUGGAAUCGCGUCCUUCCUUAAUAUUAAUUCUGAUAAUGGGCAAAUUUCAGCACUAAAAAGCUUUGACUUCGAAAAAAUAAAAACAUUCCAGUUCCAAGUUAUUGCCACAGACUCUGGAACUCCAUCACUGAGCAGCAACGUCACAGUGAACGUGUUCAUUCUGGAUCAGAACGACAACGCUCCAGUCAUCUUGUAUCCAGUCAGCGCGAACGGUUCUGCUGAAGGUGUGGAGGAGAUUCCCCGCAAUGUGAACGCAGGCCACCUGGUGACUAAAGUGAGAGCCUAUGAUCCAGAUAUAGGAUACAACGGCUGGUUGUUGUUGUCACUGCAGGAAGUGAGUGACCACAGUCUGUUUGCUUUGGAUCGCUAUACAGGACAGCUAAGAACACUUCGUUCAUUCACAGAGACAGACGAGGCUGAGCAUAAACUGGUCAUACUGGUGAAAGACAAUGGGAACGUUUCCCUGUCAGCAACAGCCACUGUGAUUGUCAAGGCUGUGGAGCCCAAAGAGGCCUUUGCAGCUGCUGAUGUCAAAAGUGCAGCAAACCAUGUGGAGGAGGACAAUGUUACAUUUUAUUUGAUAAUAACUUUGGGCGCAGUUUCAUCACUUUUUCUCAUCAGUAUCAUCGUGUUGAUUGUCAUGCAGUGCUCUAGAUCCACAGACUAUUCCUCCAAAUACUUGCAAGACACAAAUUAUGACGGGACACUGUGCCACAGCAUCCAGUACAGAUCUGGAGACAAACGGUACAUGUUAGUUGGACCCAGAAUGAGUAUAGGAUCAACUAUAGUCCCGGGCAGCAACGCGAAUACUCUCGUUCUCCCAGAGAGGAGGCAGGCAUCUGGAGAGGUAAGCCUUCUUAAUGCUUUAUCAAAUACGUUUUACUUCAUGCAAUUAUUCCAAUGUUUCAGUUCAGUUAAUUCUUGA
This is a messenger RNA of Myripristis murdjan (pinecone soldierfish), 2409 nucleotides long. RefSeq names its product protocadherin alpha-2-like. Gene Ontology annotation, molecular function: calcium ion binding. The record is from RefSeq and is a predicted model, not a curated record. The transcript has a single exon. Lineage: Eukaryota; Metazoa; Chordata; Actinopteri; Holocentriformes; Holocentridae. Gene Ontology annotation, cellular component: plasma membrane. The coding region runs from base 1 to 2409 and encodes 802 amino acids. Gene Ontology annotation, biological process: homophilic cell-cell adhesion.